UGAGGGAGAGAGAAAGAGGGAGCGAGAUAGAAGGGGCGGGAUCUUUUCAUGCGUGUAUUUGUCUUGAACUAGUUGACACAAGCAGGAGAACAUAGAUGCAUGCUCAGUCCUGCAUCACCUCCAGGUUUUUAUGAUAUAAACAGACACGCACGUGAAGGCAUUUUCCCGUUCCGUCAUUUUUACGCAUUGCAUUGAUAUCUGGAAUGUGCUGUUUUCUCGCUAGCGCCGUUUCCAUGCCAGCAUGGGAACUGCAGUGUCCAAAAGGAAGAUUCUGAGAAAUGAUGCGAUUUCUUCGGUGGCGGCCAAAGUUAGAGCAGCCCGAGCAUUUGGAGAGUAUCUUCACACUCAUCCUGAGAACUGCAACGGAUCAGAUCACUUACUCUCUGACACCCUCAUUGGCCACGACUCUGACUCCCCAGAAAGCCUGUGCGCCCAGAACAACAACCUCCACAACUACUCUCUUCAGGAUUCCAGCAACCCUAGCCUGAUCAACCCCGCUCUCGGCCUCCUGGAACCUCCCCCUCCGACUGCAUCCUGCAAGAGCCGGCUGUCACUCGAGCGGAGCUUCUCAGCAGAGGAGGACCAGCAGAAGUGUGUGGAGUGCUCCUUGCAGCCUGCCCGGGUCUACACCAUCACCGGAGAGAGCGGCAUGCUGGGGACCAGCCGGGGGAGCAAGGAGAACCUGGAGCUUGAGGUACUGAAAGAGGCGCUUGAGCAACCCUCCACCUCCUCCAACUCCUCGUCUCCAACGCAGCAUCAUCGCCACCAUGGAGGCGGAGGUGCGAGUGGCAACCAUCACCACGGUAACCACCACCAUCACAUCAGCAGUAGCAGCGGCGGAGGAGGAAGUGGGGCGACCAACCAUCAACUCACCAGUGGCGCCGGAACAUCCCACCAUCAUCAUGGACCGCCUCAUCACCACCACCACCUCUCCCAGCCUCUGCAGGGCUCGGUCAGCGCGCACAACAUCCGCGGCUGGGGGGAUGGAAAGGAAUGCGGCCUGGCGUGCGAGGCCUGUCCUGGGACACCGUCGCGCAGCCAGGGCUCACUGGACCUGGAGAGCAGCACCCGAGAGGCAGGCAAGCAGCGCCGGCCACCACUAGAGCGGAUGUGCAGUGUGGACCGGGUGACUGGGCUGGAGCGAGAUGACAACACUUGGUUCCCUAAAGAGAACAUGUUCAGCUUUCAGACAGCUACCACAACCAUGCAGGCGAUUUCGGCUUUCCGGAGUCUAGCAGAGAGAAAGAGGAGAAAGAGGGAGGUGGAGUCAGCUGCCGUCAUCCAGAGGAACUUCCGGAAGCAUUUAAGAAUGGUGGGCAGCAGAAGAAUAAAAGCACAAACGUUUGCAGAACGCAGGACGAAGAGUUUCAACCGAUCCUGGAGCGAUCCGACACCUGUCAAACAAGACUCCCUACACGACUCAAAAGACAGUGGAGAAUUGCAGACCACCUGCUGUACUCCGGAUGAGGGAGGAUGUGAGGACCGGGACUGGGAGGAUGAGAGAGAGAUGGAGAGACUGGCGUGUGAGGGCGACGACUUCAUCCCACCUAAAAUUAUGCUGAUAUCGUCUAAAGUUCCCAAAGCGGAAUAUGUUCCCACCAUCAUUCGACGGGACGAUCCUUCUAUAAUACCGAUCCUAUAUGAUCACGAGCAUGCUACGUUUGACGAUAUUUUGGAAGAGAUUGAGAAGAGAUUGACGGCCUACAGAAAAGGCUCCAAGAUCUGGCGCAUGUUGAUCUUCUGUCAGGGCGGCCCGGGGCAUCUUUACCUACUAAAGAAUAAAGUGGCCACCUUUGCCAAGGUCGAGAAAGAGGAGGACAUGAGCCAGUUUUGGAAACGCCUAAGCCGGUUUAUGAGUAAAUUAAAUCCAGAGCCAAACUUGAUCCACAUCAUGGGCUGUUACGUCUUGGGCAAUCCAAAUGGAGAAAAGCUGUUCCAGAAACUGAAGAACUUAAUGAGGCCUUAUUCUGUCACGUUCGAGUCGCCACUGGAGCUCUCCGCUCAGGGCAAGGAGAUGAUCGAGAUGUACUUCGACUUCCGUUUGUUCAGGCUUUGGAAAACUCGUCAGCACUCCAAACUCCUCGACUACGAAGAUCUGGUGUGACUGCGGAGGUCAGCACGGGCGGGAUGCCCCACUGUACAAGUCCAUCUCACCAGCUUUCAUUUUGGAAAACAGGAACGGGAAAGAUGACAGACGCAGCCACUUUGCUGCCGUCGCUGCUUCUCUGACGUUAUCUGAGCCCUACGCCGCGGAUUCAUACACCCUUAAAAUGAUAACACACGAGAAAAAUAAACAGGUCCAAAAGAACAGACAGGAGCAAAACAAAGUCGAAUCAAAAGAGGAUAUGAUAUGGGCUUCCUGAGUACGAAGGUGUUCUCUGAAGCUGUCGACAAACAUUAUAGUUUUGCGUACAGUAGCAUUGCUCGGAGAGUCGGUCACUAACCUAAGUCAGUUGUCCUUACAAAAUGAGUCCUGUGUGCAAUAUCAAACCGUGUUUUACGAAACUUAUCAGAAAAAAAGAAAAUAGUCAUGAAAUAAGCAUAUACAGGUAUAUAUAUAUAUACUGAUAUACAUACAGAGUAGCUCUAGUCAUGCAAAUAAUCUAAAUGUCAAUGGUACACAAUUUACUUUGUCAGAGUUUAUUGUUGUGGUUUUUCUAAUGCACUCUUUUGAAUAACUCAGGUUUUAGCCUUUAUGAAUAUAUAAUCCAGAUGUGUUUGGAAGUCCUCGUUUGCCAUUUACUGGAAAGAAUGUACAGUCAUUUGUUUUGCGUUUAGAGGUUUAUUUCGGUACAUUUGCGUCUCCUGCAUCAUAUGCACCUGAGGAUUUAGAAGUCACAUGAUUACAGGAAGUUAAAAGAUUUAGCUAAAAUAUGUCAUCAUAUAACAAUUACAGCAGGUUUGGUCUGAAGUACUCCCCAAAACCCCCCGAUCCUCCAAAUCUUGUCUUUCAUUGUAUUACUUGGCUAUACAUCGCUGUAUAUUUAUAUAACUCAGUGGUUCUCAAACUUUUUCGUUGUAAGGCCCCCUUUGUGUAAAGUGCAUGGCUUUGCGGGCCCCCAAAUAAAGACUUAGAAUUUAAUUUUAACCAAAAACAUUUUCAGUUAUACAAUGCCGGAACAUCAAUUCUUGUGGCUGGUGGUCUUAUUUUUCUGAUGUUUGAUUGCAUACAAUCUAUAAUACAUUUUUUUAUUUCAUAAAAUGCCACAAAAUCUGUGGCCCCCUGCAUCCAUCUUGGAUCCCCCAGUUUGAGAACCGCUGAUGUAACUGACAUGAGUAACGUUGUGAGCAGUCAUGGCAGCUGGUUACUACUCUAGCUAGCUAGGUAACAACUCAGGAAAUUAGUCAAAACAUAGAAAGUGUCAUUUACUUUUUUGCUCAUUUUGUCCAGUCGGUUCAAUAUCAAAACGCACAAAACAACACUUGCAUCUGUCUGCUGGAGGUGCAUUGCAAGAGAUGCGUUACUUGAAAGCGAGCCACUUGGUCGAAAAAAAAAGAGAAAAAAUGUCAUACUAUUACAGGCAAAUCAUAGUGUUUCAUUGAAAACAAAAGGUAUUUACUUCCACUUCUUAAAACAACCAAAUGAUGUCAAAUAGAUUUGGGUUCACACUAAAAGCUCCUUCACUUUAGUUUAUUUUGUAUCCCUGUUUAGUUUGAGCAGGUCGUAGGUGUGGUUGGUCAUGAAGAUGCAUUCUUCACAUAGGUCACUGUUGCCUUAUGGGGCACGAUGGUAUUUGAUGGCCGUACCUGGAUAAUAGAGCAAAUCGUUGAAUUUUAUGGCAGCUUGCAGGUGUAAACUCUAUGCAUUCUUCUUCCAUUCGAAGCUUUUUAAGGUUUUGAGCAACCUGAGAUGUUUUUUUCCAAUUAAAAAUGAUGAAUGUUUUAAUGUGCUCAGCUAAAAAAAGCCAUAGACUCUUUAGCUCUUGCUGCAGCGAGCUGUUCAGAGGCUCUUUGAUGUGGAUGACUUGAGGCAUUUGUGAAUGAAGUUCCAACUGUUUGAAUGAUGGAAUUCUUGCAUCUUUUAUUUUUUAUACAUCCAUUGAUGCUGAUUGGCUGUUGCUUUGCUGUUGUUCAGACAAUGAACGACUUACCCCUGCAGAAAUAGAAAAAUAUCAGUACGUUGUGUGAGGAAAAUAAGCCAAACAAUAUGCUGUAAUAACAUUUGCUUAUUUUAGCAUGUGACAAAGUAUUUAUUUUUCACAUCAAAAUUACAGAUGAAAACACACACAUUGAAUGAAUGAGGCAUUUAUACAUUGACUACAGAUGUCCUUGAAUGUGCAUACAAUAUUGCAGACAUUCAUAAAAGCUUGUGGUCUUGUGGCCAUAAUUCUGUAGUAUAAUCACUGUACUCUAUGUACAGUAGGAUACAAUAGAGUUCCCCUGUCAUUGGGACCGUAGGACCCCGGUCAGAAUGUAGACUGCAAAAGCAAAUUUUGUCAUUAUGGGUCCAUCUGUGGCUCACAGCAGGUGUCAGAAAGAUGGAGAGACAGAAUCCAAAUUCACUAUACUACAGACGGCAGUAUCACCCUCAUCAACGGGAACAUUUGGUGGUGCAAGUGCAAAUGUGUUAUCUCGGGACGUCCAGUAUGAACAGAAUACAUAACAUGCAUAAAAUCCGUUGCCCAUUCGACUUUAACUCAGUUCAUAUCUUUCACAUUUAUUAACCUUCCUAUAAGGAAGUGUUGUGAGUGCAUUUUUUCAUUUUCUUUUAACUGAGGACACCAAGUUAGUGUUUUAAAGCCAUGCACUGUCUUUUCAAUACUUGGUAACACUUUACAAUAAGGUUGUAUUUGAUAACAUUAGUCAUUUUAAUAGCUAACAUUCAACACAACUAACAAUGAGCUAAAUGUUUUUAAUUAUUUGAAUUAAUUAUCAGUUUAUUUGCCAACUGUUCAUUUUAGUUCAUUGUGCAUUAACUAAUGUUAACAGAAGCAACUUAUGAUUUAAAAAAGUGUAUUGGUAAAUGCUGAAAUAACAUAAACUACGAUUAAUAUAGGCUGUAUAGAAAUAUUGUUCAUUGUUAGUUCAAGUUAGCUAAUGCUUUAACUAAUGUUAAUAUAUUCAACCUAAUUGCAAAGUGUUAACAAGUACUUUACUCAUAUCCCACCUUAAAAUGCAGAAUAAGCCAUUGGAACAUGGAGGGAAAAAACGCAAAACAUUUUGUGUUUAAGCGGCUAUCUAGCCUAACACAGGGUUGUCAGACUAUCUGUCCUAAACAGUGAAAAAUUGGGGGGGGGAUGUUAGGAAAUAAUUUAUUUUAAAAUCAUUUUCAUUGUAGAAAGAAAUAUACAAAAUAACUGACCAUAUUGUGUAUAAAAUAUAAGUCACACAACACUAACUUCUUGUUUAUAGAAUUGUUGUAUUAAAGCAAUGUUACAUUUAAACCAUGCUGUUGGACUGAAUAUCAAAUCAGUCACACAGACAUUCAGUGCAUCACCAUUCGGGUUGGUGUGAUAUCGCUUGUUAUUGAAUUGUUGAUGUAGCAAUACACAAGUAUCACUCUUCAACUCUCCUCCAAUAUUUUUUCUCAUUUAUUUUAUUUAAAUAUUUAUGCUGCACCUUGUACUUGACAAGAAUAGCUGUAUGUGCAAAGCUUUGACUGUUUUUGUGGGGCAAUUCAUUUCUCACAAUUAUGGAAGAAUCUGCUUUUAAAUAUCUGGGUUACACAAUGUUUAAUCUGACAGAAAAGAUAACUCGUCAAAAGGAACAAUAUUUUGUGACAGAAUUUGAUGAUUCUAAACCAAGACGAACCUGCAUAUCGUCGCUGUCCUUCUGAAACCUUGUAUGUCCAAAUUCGCUGUUUUUCGGUAAAUGUAAAAAAAACACUAUCGUUUUUAAAUGAUUACUAUACUGUGUUAAAGUUGGUAAGCACUUUUUAAAACUUUAUAUUGGUUAGAUAUUUGCAAAACCCAGUGACAAACAUAAAGGGUGACUAAUAAUAAUGAUUUACGACAAAAAAUAAAAAUCACAAAAUAUGGAGAUACAACGUUUUUAGAAGGACAGCAGUUGAAAUGCAUUUUUGACAUAUUUUAGCAUCCACGAAUGUGCGGUUUCAUUCCACAUGAAUUGAGGAUUGCUUGAGCUUUAACCAGUGUUUAGCCAUCUAAUUUUAUUCCUUUUGUUGGGCCUAAACUAAUUAUUUGUAAAUCAGAAAAAAAUGCAUCAAAUGAAUGGUGCUGUCUUUUUUUUAGAGAAAUGUUAUAUUCAAACAUACUAAGUAUUUUUAUGAAACUUGUGGACAACAGUAUGUUUUAUGCAAUUAUUAAUUUAUUUACUUGUGAAACAGUUAUUACGCAUGACAUGAACCUCGCAGUGGUGGAAUGAAAUCAUAAAGCCAAGACAUCCCGUGAGAGCAGCACAGAAGGAAUGAAAACCAUCGGUGUGUCAUGAGAUACGAUACAUACGUUUUCAAGGCUUUACAGUCUGAAGUUCAGGCUGCUCGUUAAGGUUUUAAUGGCUCUCUGGUCGGCGAUAUACCGAAUUAAUUUCCAGCCUAGUGCUGUUACCCCAGUUUAUCGAUUCAAAACAAGCGUUCAGUCAAAAUGCCCUUUUCCAUAAGCUUUGCGUCACACGUGUAGCACUUUUUUUCUCUUUCCUUGUCAUGCCUCCUCUAUUCAUAUUCACAGAAGGAUAGGACGAGCGCGGGUGCAGAAGUGCUCAUUAGUUUCAUGAGAGACGAUGAGAUGGUUUUCAGUGUUGUGCUCAGAGCUCACGGCCAGCGUGUGCGCGUGUGUGGCGAUAACUUAUUUUAUGAACACUCCCAUGAAUAUGACAGUGUGUUGUUGUUGUUUUUUAUGACGUCGGUAUUGUAGAUAUGAAUAACAUAACAUAUAUAUCUGGUGUUGAUUAUGUCAUUUGAAAUGUCUACAUCUGCAGAUUUGUGUCCUUGUGCAUCUCAUAUGGUGUAACCGAACCAUUGUAAUUGAGUUUAAUGUGAGGAUGAAUGCGGUCAUUGGAUCAGCAGCAUCUUAAAUACCAUGCUGGUUCCGGACAGGUGCAAAGUGUUUCUAAUGCUUUGCUUUUCUAAUAAAAUGUUGUUUCA
This is a messenger RNA of Triplophysa rosa, 7042 nucleotides long. It is a transcript of the gene nsmfa, whose product is annotated as NMDA receptor synaptonuclear signaling and neuronal migration factor a. Gene Ontology annotation, biological process: regulation of neuronal synaptic plasticity; positive regulation of neuron migration. The transcript is spliced from 16 exons. NCBI's taxonomy places the organism in Eukaryota, Metazoa, Chordata, Actinopteri, Cypriniformes, Nemacheilidae. Gene Ontology annotation, cellular component: nucleus; cytoplasm. The record is from RefSeq and is a predicted model, not a curated record. Bases 242 to 2104 code for a protein of 620 amino acids.